CCGGAAGCAACUCUUCGAGGAGCUUCUGUGGGAGCACCGGGAGCUUGCUGAGGCCCACAGCCAGUGCCAAGGUUUGUUUCUUUUGCCUCCGGUAUCUUUUCACCGGAAUGUUUCCUUCCUUGAUGCUUACGCACUUUUUGUUUAACAGUUGUUCCGGAAGCUAGCCUCGAGGCCCUGAAGGCCCAGGUUGCCAAGCUUCAAGGUACCAUUUUUUCCUGCUAACCCUUUCCUUUUUUCAUUUGAUCUAUUGUUGCUUGUUAAGACUUUUCUUUUCGGUAUUUAGGCGAGAAGGAGCAGCUCCUCAAGGAGCACAACGAGGCGCUGGAGGCCCAGAAGACCGCCCUGGGGGAGCUCAAGGAGCAGGCUAUACAAGCCGCGCUCCGGCACGAGCAAGCCUUGAAGGACGCCCGGGUAGCAGCGGAGGCCAGGGUGGCGGAGAUUGUGGAGGAUUCCACCAACGCCAACACCGUCCUCGCGGCAGAACUGGAGGAGGAAAGGAAGUCGCGGAAAGCAGCGGAGCGCCUUAUUGAUACCAUGACCACCGAUCACCGGGAGUACGAUCGGUUGGUUAUGCAGAUAGAUGCGCUAGCCCUCCAGCACUUCCCGGCAUCCCAGGUCUUUGCCUUGAAGAAGGUGAGGGAGGAUCGGAUUGCGCGGGAAUUUCCAAAUCUGGAUGCGCACUGGGAUGGGUACGACUAUCUUGUCGCCCUCUCCGCGCGUGUUCAGCAUAUGCGCUCCGUCGACCGGCUUCUUGCUGACCUGCCAGCCGCCGCCAUCCAAGUUUUCAAGGUUUUGUGGCCUGAGGAGGAGCUGCCGGGGAACAUCACCCUCACCGCCGCGCGGCUCAAUGAUGCCGGGCACCGGAUCCGCGAGUGGCAGUGUUCCGCAGCUCGUGCCGGAGCUGACACGGCGCUGCGCUCUGUGUGCUCAUGGUAUCCUGCUCUUGACCUGGAUGCUCUCCAAGGUGUUCGCGCGGACGCUCCCACGGACACAGACCCGGCGCUCUCCGCAAAGCGGCAGGACCGGGCAUACCGGCUCGCUGAGUAUGCCGAGGUCCGCACCUUCAUCCCACCCCCUCCUGGCGUCAAGGACUACCUCAGCGAUGAGGAAGAAGAAGACGAGGGAGAUGAAGGUGAAGCUGCCGAGGACGCGCCGCCGGAAGCUCCCGAGGCCGGUGCUGUUCCCCCACGAAGAUGCUGA
This is a messenger RNA of Lolium perenne, 1200 nucleotides long. RefSeq lists its product as uncharacterized. The record is from RefSeq and is a predicted model, not a curated record. Lineage: Eukaryota; Viridiplantae; Streptophyta; Magnoliopsida; Poales; Poaceae.